This is a messenger RNA of Neurospora hispaniola, 1059 nucleotides long. RefSeq names its product PLC-like phosphodiesterase. Gene Ontology annotation, biological process: lipid metabolic process. The coding region runs from base 1 to 1059 and encodes 352 amino acids. Gene Ontology annotation, molecular function: phosphoric diester hydrolase activity. The record is from RefSeq and is a predicted model, not a curated record. NCBI's taxonomy places the organism in Eukaryota, Fungi, Ascomycota, Sordariomycetes, Sordariales, Sordariaceae. The transcript is spliced from 5 exons.
AUGUCGCACUUACAGACACAUUCAGGGGAAGAAGCCCCACAGGCAACAGAACCUCUUACUCGCACCCCUUCCAAUUCCGGAUCAAACACCAGUACAGCCAACGGCAAUGGACAGAAACCUGCGGGGCCACGGCUUCCCCAAGCGAUCGCGCAUCGUGGGUAUAAAGCCGCUUUCCCCGAGAAUUCCAUGGGAGCUUUCCAAGGAGCUGUGGACGUCGGUGCACAUGCGAUCGAGACUGAUUUGCACUUGACCAAAGAUGGGGUUGUCGUACUUGUACAUGAUCCGUCCCUCAAACGAUGUUUUGGCAUAGACAAAAAGGUUUCGGAGUGUGACUGGGACUACUUGAGUACGUUGAGGACUAUAAGGGAGCCACAGCAAUCAAUCCCGAGGUUGCAAGAUCUGCUAGAGUAUCUAGGGCAACCUGGUUUAGAGUCGGUGUGGGUGUUGUUGGAUAUCAAAAUCGACGACGAUCCGGACGUCUUACUGAGCACCACAGUCAAAACGAUUGAAUCUGUGCCAACGACACGAGCCUGGAAUGAGAGAGUAGUCCUCGGUUGCUGGAAUGAAAAUUACAUCAACGUAGCCAAAUCCUACUUCCCCUCCUACCGAUUCGCCUACAUCGGCUUCUCCCUCCCUUACGCCUCCCGUUUCCUCUCCGAAGCCCACUCCAACGUCGACUUUAACCUCAUGCAGCACAUGCUCGUCGGUCCCAUCGGCGCCCGCUUCAUCAGCAAGAUCCGCAAGGCGCAACGGAAGCUCUACAUAUGGACGGUUAACGAGGAACGGUGGAUGGAAUGGGGGAUACGUAAAGGGGUGGAUGGUGUCAUCACGGAUGAUCCAAAGUUGUUUUUGGAGGUUUGUGAGAGGUGGUCAGAGAAAGGGAAGGAGCAAGUAGGGUCAGGUCCAAACAGGGGAGGAGAAUUGAAGAAUGUCCAGAUGCAUGUAAAUGCGUUCAUGCUGCAGAUCUUGGCGGUUAUGUUUAUUUGGGUUUAUUGGCCAAGGUUGGCAACGAAGGGAAAGAGGAAGCAUGAUAAGGAAGAGCCUACGACGGUGGUAUGA